CAUUCUUCGUCAAGCUUUCCUAAGUUUAUCCCAACCAGAUCUAUCUCAAACCCGGGACUCAACACGUCUAAACCCGCAAUUUUCGCGCGUCUAGCACGAGAAGCUUCUCUCAAAAACUCUCAAUGGGUCUAGAAGAUUUCGAAAAGGAACUUGCAGCUAGCAAGGCAAGCAAGAGCUCACACAAGAAACGCGACCGAAGUCGAAGCCGAGACAGAAGUCACAGGCAUCGUCGUGAUCGCUCGAAGGAUCGCGAACACAGACGAGACCACCGCUCUUCGCGCCAUCACCACCGAGAUGAGGACGACGAACGCAGCGGCCACCGAGACGACCGACACCGACACAAGCGGUCGCGACACCAUCGCGAUCGCUCUCAAGAAGAUUCGCAUCGCAGAAGAAGCCAUCGAGACGGGGAUCGCGAUGAAGAUGAUAGACGAGAUAAACCACGGAGGCGUCACGCAGAUAGCUCAGACGACGAACAGGAGCGAAUUGGGCGCAAAGGCAAGGGCGCUCUAGAUGACGAAGACAUGGAUACGGAUAGUGAAGAUGAAGCUCCCCCAGGUCGGGAUUUCGUGCCGCCUGAUGACGAUAUCUUGGAUCGACAACUUGAGGAAGCUGCAAAUGCAAAUAUCGAGCGUGACUCGUGGAUGCAAGCGCCGUCUUCGCUCGACGUAGACUACGUGCAGCGUAAGAAGAAAGAGGAAAAGACUACUUAUGUAAAGUCUUCAGAGGAACACUUCAAACCCACAAAUGUAGACGAGCCAGACGAGCAGAAUGUAGAAGAAUCGGGGCCCAGAGAAGUGUCAUACACCUUUGGAGAUGCAGGGUCGCAAUGGCGCAUGAUGAAGCUCAAAGGCAUAUAUCGUGCAGCGGAGGAGACAAAUCGCUCGGUUGAGGAAGUAGCGCUUGAGAAGUACGGUGACUUGCAGGAUUUCGACGAUGCCAGAGAAGAAGAGAUCGAGAUGGACAGGAAAAAGAUGUAUGGCAAAGCGUACGUGGGCAAGGAGAAACCUUCUGGCGAGCUUUACGAAGAGCGCAAACGGAAGGAAAGUGCUCAACGACAACACGAACAGCAGGAAUCUGGCAUGAGUGCCUUCAAUCAGACUACGGCGGAAGCCUCGACAACUGCAGCACCACCACCACAGGUCAGAUUGAGUAGCACCGAGCUAAACAAACUGAAGGCACAAAUGAUGAAAGCCAAAAUGAAGGGAGCACCUAACGCGAAGCAACUCGAAGACGAGUACAACGCCUACCUUGCGGCUGAUAAAGUUGACCCUGGGGACGUCGUACUGAGCGCCAUGGACAACCGCAUGCUGGCCGGCGGUCGAAAGGGUGAAGUCGUUGCCCUCACGAACAAACGAGGACAAGAGAGGGGACUCGUCAAGGAGAACGAAGACAUGAGCAUCGAGGACAUGGUCCGUCAAGAACGCCGCACGAAAGGCCAGGCGGGCGGCGAAGGCAUGCUGCUGGCCGAAAAGAUCGCCAAAGACGCCAAAUUCGACAACGACCUGGACUACCUCGACGAAAAUGCCAGCCGCCUCGCGACGCGGGCCCCGAAAUCCACCAUCAAUCUCCGCAACACGGCCAUCCAAGACUACCAGCGCACGAACCGCAUCCUCGACAGCUGCCAACUCUGCCACCACGAAGACCGCUCCCCACCGCAGCCCCCCAUCGCACCAAUCCUCUCCCUCGCCACCCGCGUCUACCUGACCCUCCCAACCGAGCCCGAGCUCUCCGCAGGCGGCGCCGUCAUCGUCCCCACACAGCACCGCACCAACCUCCUCGAAUGCGACGACGACGAGUGGGAAGAAAUCCGCAACUUCAUGAAGUGUCUCACCCGCAUGUACCACGACCAAGGGCGCGACGUCAUCUUCUACGAGAACGCCGCAGCCCCGCACCGCAAACUCCACGCCGCCAUGUCCGCCGUGCCCAUCCCCUUCGAACUCGGCGAGACCGCCCCGGCCUUCUUCCGCGAGGCCAUUCUCGCCUCGGACGACGAGUGGACGCAGCACAAACCCCUCAUCGACACGCUGAAAGCCUCGCGGAACGGCAUGGGCAGGUCUGCGUUCAGGAAGUCGCUCGCGAAGGAGAUGCCGUAUUUUCAUGUUUGGUUCGAGCUUGAUGGCGGGUUGGGUCACGUCGUGGAGGACGAGAGGAGGUGGCCUCGUGGUGACUUGUUUGCGAGGGAGACGCUGGGCGGUAUGCUUGAUGCGGAUAUCGAGGUUGUGAAGAGGCAGGGUCGCUGGCAUAAGGAGGACCGGAGGGUCGAGAAGUGGAAGAAGGGGUGGAGGAAAUUUGACUGGACGAGGGUGUUGAGCGAGGGGUGAGGCUCGAUCGAUCGAAGGAAAAAAAUCCCUAUAUGACAUUAAAAAUAUAAUAAUUUCUCAUCCUGGACGGUUUCGGACAUGUCACUUCAGUAUUGAAAAGGUUCGGCAACACAUCACCGUCAUAAGUAGUCAAUAGUAGCAUGUAAUGAGUGCCAAAAUCAGCACCUCUCAUCAUCCAUCCAUCGAUUUAUCUUUU
This is a messenger RNA of Aaosphaeria arxii CBS 175.79, 2520 nucleotides long. RefSeq lists its product as uncharacterized. The coding region runs from base 123 to 2324 and encodes 733 amino acids. Gene Ontology annotation, biological process: mRNA splicing, via spliceosome. Gene Ontology annotation, cellular component: post-mRNA release spliceosomal complex. The record is from RefSeq and is a predicted model, not a curated record. The transcript has 2 exons. Lineage: Eukaryota; Fungi; Ascomycota; Dothideomycetes; Pleosporales.